AUUAUCUUUUUAUUUGCAUUUUAUAUACUGAUGAUUUCUGACUGCUACACUGCAGUGCACUGAAAAAAGGAUAUUACCACAACUGCUGAAGACACCUCCCAACAUGCAACUAAGACCAUCAAUUUAUCCCUAGACGGGGGCGUAUGUAUCUGGAGUUGAACAUAGGCUCCAAAAAAUUAUAAGCAGUUCAUGAAUAGCACAAAAGAGGUAUACAUAAAUCCGUGGCAGUACACAUCCAAAAAAUCAAAAAAGAAGAGGCAGCGUGGGGAGAGGCUGGUGGAAGCAUUUGGAGCACUGGUUGAGGAAGACAGAAAACAAGGAAGAUGAAGACAUAUAUCAUUUUGUUUGCAUUCAUUGUGGGAUCUGUUGCACAAGAAGAUUUGAGCAACAAAGCCUUUCUCUUCCCUAAAGAAACUGCCAACGCACACAUCAUUCUAAACCCCAAGGCAGCAAAGCCUUUAGAAAAGCUUACCGUCUGUCUUCGAUCCUACACUGAACUCACUCGAGAACAUUCUCUUUUUUCUCUGGCAUGCCCUGGCUCAGGAAAAGACAACACUUUUCUUAUCUUAUCAUUGCCACCAAACGUCCACUCAGUUUAUGUUAACCAAGAAGAAAAUCGCUUCAAGAUUGACCCAGAGGUUCUGGACUGGAAACACACCUGCGUGAGCUGGAACUCUGACACAGGAGUGAUCCAACUUUGGGUCAAUGGGAAGCUCUAUCCAAGAAAGAUCUCAAAUGAAGGAUUUACUAUUCCAAUACCAACCUUUAUUAUCCUGGGACAGGAUCAAGAUUCCUUUGGGGGUGGAUUUCAAGCUGCUCAGUCAUUUGUGGGUGAAAUAAGAGAUGUCCAUAUGUGGGAUUUUGUAUUGAGCCAGGAAGAUAUACAAAAAGUUCUGGUCAAUGAUAUAAAUGGAAAUGUUCUUAGCUGGACAGCUCUGCAGUAUGAGAGUAAUGGGGAAGUGGUUGUCCCAUUCAAAGUUCAGAAUUUGGGCAGCAAAGUCUUACUCUUUCCAAAAGAAUCGGCCACUGCCCAUGUCAUUCUGACUCCAGAAACAUCAAAACCUCUAGAAAAGCUCUUCAUCUGUCUUCGAUCCUACACAGAAGUCACCCGUCAGUAUUCCCUCUUCUCUUUGGCAAGCCCAGGAAAGGACAAUGCUUUUCUCAUCCUCCAAGUACCACCGAACAUUUGCUCGGUCUCUGUCAACCAAGAAGGUCAUAACUUCAAGACUGACACAGAAGUUCUAGAUUGGAGGCACACCUGUGUGAGCUGGGAGUCUGACACAGGAGUACUACAGCUUUGGGUUAAUGGAAAGCUAUACCCCAGAAAAACAAUACAAAAAGGAUUUGCUAUUCCUUCCCCAACCAGUAUUGUCCUCGGGCAAGACCAGGAUUCUUUUGGAGGUGGAUUUGAAGCUGCUCAGUCUUUUGUGGGUGAAAUAAGUGAUGUCCAUAUGUGGGAUUAUAUAUUGACCCCAGAAGAUAUAAAUAAAGUUCUGCUUAAUGAUAAAACUGGGAAUAUCCUCAACUGGACAGCUCUGCAGUUUGAGAAUAAAGGGGGUGUACUUGUUCAGCCAAAACUGCAGUGUAAAACUUGGGGGUACACAGCCAGUAUGUAUUCCCCAUGCAACUAAUAGAGCAUGGUCCGAAUGAUAACAUUAGUUAUUACCAAACAACUAGGGACCAUAAUUUGCCUUGAUAAUAAAGGUUUCUACCCCAUUUAAUCAUUAUUUAUCAAAUUAUCUAUCCAAACGCCUAUGUAACUUGGUCUGUAGACCUUUACUAUAUAUUUAUAUGUAUACUAAAUUUCAAGACUUAGCAGUCAUGCAUGUGAUAGGAUAACACAAGUAGUUUUAAUGAGUUUAUGUAGGACGCAAUGCCACACAGUGUUUGUUUAGUAGGUGGGCACCCGAUUGAACCAAGUAAGUGCCAAAUUAUUUUUAAAUGGUUGUAAAAUUUACUCCAAGAUGGCGUUGGAGGACUCCUGUCACCAUAACUAUUUCGGCACACUGUAGUAGUCAUGGUGCUUAGAGUAGCCUCUUCAUAAGGAGGUACCCAGCUUGAAGAUGGCUUCCAAUAAUGUCAAUGAUUUUGUUUUGCAAUAAUUGUGUUUUGUUAAAAAUCAAAUAAUACAUCCCAAAUAAUAAUUUCAUGUAUAAUAAUUGAUUGAAUGACAUUAACUUUGUUAAACUGACCGUGCAGUAAUAAAACUUCAUAAAAGAAA
Messenger RNA from Pelobates fuscus (common spadefoot toad), 2221 nucleotides. RefSeq names its product C-reactive protein-like. The transcript has 5 exons. The coding region runs from base 324 to 1631 and encodes 435 amino acids. The record is from RefSeq and is a predicted model, not a curated record. NCBI's taxonomy places the organism in Eukaryota, Metazoa, Chordata, Amphibia, Anura, Pelobatidae.